AUGUCUCCUCUGCCCCUGCUGAGUGGGAUUUUUCUGCUCUUUACCCAUAGCUGCGCCGGUGGCAGCUCUUUGCCCAUGGCGGACUCCUUAGCGAUGGGUGGUGGCCAGACGCCACCACAAACCCAGUCCCAAUCCCAGCUGGCACCGGAGGUCACCAACUGCCCGUCAUGUGCCCUGGCACGGCUAAACGAGGAGGAGGACGGCGGCAAAACCGACGUGGUGGAGGCGGUGAAGAGGCACAUUCUCAACAUGCUGCACCUGCAGGCACGGCCCAACGUCACACACCCGGUGCCCCGCGCUGCUCUGCUCAAUGCCAUCCGCAAGCUGCAUGUGGGACGCGUGGCCGAGGACGGCAGCGUCCAGAUUGAGGACGAGGGCCGCGGGCGUCUCGACCACGCCGACAUGGCCGAGACGACUGAGAUCAUCACCUUUGCAGAGGCCGGCGACUCCCAGGGCGCGGUCAACUUCCUCAUCUCCAAGGAGGGCGGCGAGCUGUCUCUGGUGGAGCAGGCUAAUGUAUGGAUCUUCCUCCGGCUAGCCAAGACCAACCGCAGCCGUGCCAAGGUCACUAUCCGCCUGCUGCAGCAGCGCCGUGGUGGAGACGGCCGUGAGGAGACGUCGCCGGUGCCGUUGGCUGAGAAGGUGGUGGACACGCGGCGCAGUGGCUGGCACACUUUUCCAGUCUCGGCCAGCGUCCAGGCCCUGCUGAAGCGCGGCGGCAGUACACUCAGUUUGAGGGUCUCCUGCCCGCUGUGUGCCAACGCUGGUGCCACGCCCAUCCUGGUGUCGGCCAGCAGCGGCCAGGAGCGGGAGCAGUCCCACCGGCCCUUCCUGAUGGCGGUGGUGCAGCAGGGUGAGGGCGGUGAGCCACGGCGGCGCCGCAAGCGGGGCCUGGAGUGCGACGGCAAGGUGAGUGCCUGCUGCAAGCGCCAGUUCUACGUCAAUUUCAAGGACAUUGGCUGGAGUGACUGGAUCAUAGCGCCAGGGGGCUACCACGCCAACUACUGCGAAGGCGACUGCCCCAGCCACGUGGCCAGCAUUACAGGCUCCUCGCUGUCCUUCCACUCCACUGUCAUCAACCACUACCGCAUACGGGGCUACGCACCCUUCCAGAACAUCAAGUCGUGCUGCGUGCCGACGCGGCUACGCGCCAUGUCCAUGCUCUACUACAACGAGGAGCAGAAGAUCGUCAAAAAGGACAUCCAGAACAUGGUCGUAGAGGAGUGCGGCUGCUCCUAAAAGCCUAGCGGAACUAGUGGGGCUGGGAGGUUGGUCUCAUGCCCAGA
Molecule: messenger RNA, 1286 nt
Organism: Salvelinus namaycush (lake trout)
Lineage: Eukaryota; Metazoa; Chordata; Actinopteri; Salmoniformes; Salmonidae
Gene: inhbaa
Product: inhibin subunit beta Aa
Exons: 2
Coding region: 1-1239 (412 amino acids)
Biological process (GO): SMAD protein signal transduction; BMP signaling pathway
Cellular component (GO): extracellular region
Molecular function (GO): cytokine activity; hormone activity; growth factor activity
Source: RefSeq, a predicted model, not a curated record